This is a messenger RNA of Leucoraja erinaceus (little skate), 1276 nucleotides long. RefSeq names its product cold-inducible RNA-binding protein B-like. The transcript has 8 exons. Bases 169 to 651 code for a protein of 160 amino acids. Gene Ontology annotation, biological process: positive regulation of mRNA splicing, via spliceosome. Gene Ontology annotation, molecular function: RNA binding. Gene Ontology annotation, cellular component: spliceosomal complex. NCBI's taxonomy places the organism in Eukaryota, Metazoa, Chordata, Chondrichthyes, Rajiformes, Rajidae. The record is from RefSeq and is a predicted model, not a curated record.
AGGUAGUCCAGGAGGAAGUUUUUUUUUGCUCCUCGCUCGCAUUCUGUCGCUCGACGUACAGCGGAAGAGGUGAUACUGAGAGGAAAGACAGUGUCGCUCUCAAUCUCACGAAAACAUAACAACACGCGCAAAAAUUCAACAUUUUGGCGGUUUUUAACAGAAAACACUAUGUCUGAUGAAGGGAAGAUUUUUGUUGGUGGGCUGAACUUUGAAACAGAUGAACAAUCAUUGGAGCAGUUGUUUUCCAAGUAUGGCGAGGUUCGUGAUGUACUUGUGAUCAAAGAUAAAGAGACACACAAAUCUAAAGGGUUUGGUUUUAUUACUUUUGAAAAUCCUGACGAUGCAAAGGACGCCUUGACCAUGAAUGGAAAGGAAGUUGAUGGUCGGCAAAUUCGUGUAGACCAGGCAGGAAAAGGCUCUAGCGGACGAUCUCGGAAUUACCAAGGCAGUCAGUCACGAAGUUACGGAUUUCGUGGAGGAAGAGGUGGCCGUGGAUCUUACAGAGAUGGUGACAGAAGUGGACGAAACAAUUACAGAAAUGACUACUCUUCCAGUUCUAGGAGCCAAAACUCUGGCUCAUACGGCUCUAACAAUUCAUCCUCAAGGUCCUACCGGGAUGACUACUACGAUAGUUAUGCUACAAAUGAAUAAUCAAUCUCCUUGAAUCAAGAUCAUCAUCCUUUUGGCUCUUGAGUUUUGGAACAGCAGAAAGCAGUUGUCUUCUGAACUUGUCUGUUUAAUAUUAUCAAAAUUAUUGACAGUAACUUCUGACUUGAAUGUGCAUUUACUUUUAGGUCAACACUGACCAUUUCAGUUUAUUUUUCUCAAAAUUUUCACGUUCAGGCCGAUAGGCUAUAAAGACAGACCUGAUCACUCUUCUUUUUGCCCUUUUUAUCCAUUUUUUUCCUUUGCAUUUUUGAUGCUUGGCCUUUUCCAUUUGCUAUCUAUAAUCAGUAGGCUUUUUUUCCAGAGUUGCAGAGUAUUUGACUUUUUUUGGAAUAAAUUUAUACAUGGACUUUCCUGAUGGUAAAUCAACAUUCAGUCGUUCUGCCUGUCACUGAAAAUUGCUGUAGAAUGUUCAAAGCUGCUGGAUCUUGCAUACUUUUCAUGUUUAGAAACAAUUUACACAACUGCAUUCAUUUCUGAUGGGCUUGUUUUUGGAAAAUUAUAUACUGAUAAGUUGGUCAUUUAUUCAUGCUGUAUUUCGUGCUGAGGAUGAAACCUUUUUUUUGUAUACACUUGGUUUUUUGGAAACUGAUUAAAGAACUUGCCCAAA